Rhinolophus ferrumequinum (greater horseshoe bat) is the source of this 4540-nucleotide messenger RNA. RefSeq names its product solute carrier family 25 member 46 (gene SLC25A46). The record is from RefSeq and is a predicted model, not a curated record. The transcript has 8 exons. NCBI's taxonomy places the organism in Eukaryota, Metazoa, Chordata, Mammalia, Chiroptera, Rhinolophidae. Gene Ontology annotation, cellular component: mitochondrial outer membrane. Bases 136 to 1383 code for a protein of 415 amino acids. Gene Ontology annotation, biological process: axon development; mitochondrial fission; mitochondrial membrane fission.
CUUCCGGGUUUACAAAGCGACUUCCGGUUGUCAAUUUCCCCAGACGCGGUGGAGGAGAAGCUGUGUGGCCCGAAGUCGCCGUGGCCCAGUGGCGGUGGGCUCCGGGUGGGCUCGCCUCAUCCUGCCCCGUCUGCUAUGCAUCCGCGGCGCCCGGACGGAUUCGAUGGCUUGGGCUAUCGCGGCCGAGAUGAGCAGGGUUUCGGUGGCGCUUUCCCUGCAAGGUCCUUCAGCUCGGCGUCGGACCUGGGCCACUGGGUGACCACUCCCCCAGACAUCCCGGGUAGCCGCAACCUACACUGGGGCGAGAAGAGCCCGCCCUACGGUGUGCCCGCCCCCUCCACCCCCGAGGGCCCGGCGGAGGAGCCCUUGCCGGGCGGCAGCGGCGGCAGCGUGCCGGCGCAGAGCAGCGAACAGUUGAGUAGAUUUGCUGGAUUUGGUAUUGGACUUGCAAGUCUCUUCACAGAAAAUGUACUGGCCCAUCCUUGCAUUGUUCUACGCCGCCAAUGUCAGGUUAAUUAUCAUGCUCGGCAUUAUCAUCUCACUCCAUUUACAGUCAUCAAUAUCAUGUACAGUUUUAACAAAACUCAGGGACCAAGGGCCCUUUGGAAAGGAAUGGGAAGUACAUUUAUUGUCCAGGGAGUCACACUUGGAGCAGAGGGACUAAUCAGUGAAUUUACACCUUUACCAAGGGAGGUUUCACAAAAAUGGAAUCCUAAACAAAUAGGAGAACACCUUCUACUGAAAUCCCUAACUUACAUGGUGGCAAUGCCUUUUUAUUCAGCAAGUCUAAUUGAAACAGUACAGAGUGAGAUAAUUCGAGAUAAUACUGGGAUUUUGGAAUGUGUUAAAGAAGGCAUCGGAAGAGUGAUAGGCAUGGGGGUGCCUCAUAGCAAACGACUGCUUCCCCUUCUUUCCCUGAUCUUCCCUACAGUGCUGCAUGGGGUUCUUCAUUACAUCAUCAGCUCAAUCAUCCAGAAGUUCGUCCUGCUGAUCCUAAAGAGGAAGACUUACAAUAGCCACCUAGCUGAGAGCACUAGCCCGGUGCAGAGUAUGUUGGAUGCUUAUUUUCCAGAACUUAUUGCUAACUUUGCUGCCAGUCUUUGCUCUGAUGUUAUACUUUACCCCUUGGAAACAGUUUUGCACCGCCUCCACAUUCAAGGAACACGCACAAUAAUUGACAAUACAGACCUUGGCUAUGAAGUGCUUCCAAUUAAUACCCAGUAUGAGGGAAUGAGAGACUGUAUCAAUACCAUAAAGCAGGAGGAAGGAGUGCUUGGGUUCUAUAAAGGGUUUGGUGCUGUGAUAAUACAGUACACGUUGCAUGCAGCCGUUUUACAGAUUACCAAAAUUAUUUACUCUACACUGCUUCAAAAUAGCGUUUGAGAUGUAGGGUCCUGAUUAGUCUAAAAGACAUAAUCUGGAUCCUUUCUUACGAAAUUAUGAGGGAGAAAAGUCAAUACUGGGGAAAAAAAUGGAUUCGAAUGUGAAACUGCUGGAAAAAGCCCCUGCUUAUUAUGUUGACUCUUCUUUUUUUAUUAAAGGCAUAGGUAUAUAUUUUGGAUCAAAAGUAUUCCAAAUUUGAAAAAUCAAUAAAAACAAAACUCAUAUGAAUUAAAUUCUAGCUAGUGUAGCAUGCAUGCUGAACUAAAAAUGAUAUUGGUCAGAAGCAAAAAUUUGUCAGCAAACAAAACAAUUUCACAUAGCUGAAUUUAUUCCAUGUGACUUUAAUAUUUAUUAUAUGUUUAUUUCACCUUGGUUGAUACUGGUAUGUCAUCCUUAAUAUAGUAUAUAUAGUAUCAAGAGGUCAUAGUUUCCCUUUAAGCAAAUAAAUUAUGUCAUCAAUGGUAAAGAUGAGAAGGAUUAGAUCUGGCAGUCUGUAAGCAGAAGGUGAAGAGUUUUAAAUUGCAUUUUCCCUAUAUAACUUUUUAAUGGCUGCACACUUAUUUCAUAAAGUUAUUUAUGUGUAUACAUAAAACUCGGAAUUUCCUUCAAAUUUUCCAUUCUUAGAUCAGCUUAUUGCAUAAAAUGAAGUCAUGCACUUUCUGCUUGAAUAUCAGAAUCAAACCUUAAAAGCCAAGGUACCCAAAAAAUGUAAGGCAAACAGCAUACUUAUCUAUAUCCAAAGCCAGCAUUUCAAUGUCAGCAACUUAAAAUUCGUCAUAUGUUUAUACAGCUUGUUUUGCUUACCUAGUUAUGUGAGUCAUCAGGCUGUUUUUAGAGCCACUCUUAACAGAGAUAGAAUAUAAAAUAAUCAUGACAACCACUACUGUUUCCAGAUUUACAAAUUGUGUACUAAAAAGAACGUCACUUGUCUUUGACUUGUUUUUGUGGAGACAAAAUUAAAAUUCACCUGGGAAUUUGUGCCUCUUGCCUUCUGUGUAGUCAUCAUUAAAUCAUGGCUUCCGUUUUUAUUUUCUUCCAGUCUUUGUAGUUUCAGUCUCCAAACUAGAUACACGUAAAGGGAAAAGGAGGUUUAUCCUUAUCACCUUUUAUUUAAACUCGUUUGGAUGAAUACUGAAGAAAAAAUACAAACUUUAAAGGAAGUUUGUCCUUGUUUUUUAUGGAUGAGAAAAGAAGUAAGUUUCAACAAAUAAGAAGCAAAAAAAAUUGUUCAUCAGUUUAAUAAAAAAAAUUCUGCCUGCUCCUAACUGGGUGAUGCUCUUUAUACAGUUAAAUAAUGUGCAUUUGACUGAUCCAUCACUAACCAUUUUAAAGUUUCAUUUCCUCAUGAUGGUGACCAGUGUUCUGUGAGCCAUUUAGCACACUGAAGUGCUAUGACUAUGCACUGAUGUUGUUCAAUGUAGAAUUCAUACAAAGAGAUUUGUUUUACUUGUGAAAUGGUUACUUUUUGUGAUUAAUAGUGUUGGAAACAAAAUGUGGUAUCCAAAAAGUAUGAAAUAGUAUUUAAGUAGCAGCUCUCUCUACUAUCUUGUAUUGUGUGUGUGUGUGUGUGUGUGUGUGUGUUUUAAUUAUUAAAACACAUAAGUUUUCUAUCUUUGAAUUCCACAAAGAGGGGAAAAAUAAAAUUAAACACCACUGAUCACAUGUUGUAGUUUAUAGUUACGUUUUUAGAUUAUGGUUUACUUUGUCCAAACUAUGACAUUUACAUUGUUUUUGUUGCUUUUGAACUGCUAAGUAAAUUUUAAGGUGUUUAUAGUAUACCCAAUUUCCUGAAAAUUUUUUAUUUUUACUAUAACCAAAGAAGAUGAUUUCAGACAAGAGUAAAUAUCUGAAAAUUUCAAGUUUCAGAAAAUUUCUAGAACAGAAUCUGAAUGGAAUCAAGUACUUACUAGUGAAAAUCUCUGGGGUCCUUUAGCUAAAAAUGAGGUAUUUCAAGAUUAUUUGAUGGAAGUUAGCAUGAAGAUUCAGUUACAUAAAUCUGUUUCAUUAUGGAAUCAUUACAAGACUGAUACCCUGAACUACACACAACUAAAUUGGUCUUAUUUCUGUCUCUUUGAAGAAAGAAUACAAAUUAACAUUAAAAUUGAAAUGGGGCAAGUAAAAUACUAUUUUUGUUUACUGCCAUUCCGAAUUAGUUGAAAUAUAAAAACUUUAAAUUCCAGCACUUACUUAAGUGCUGGCCAAAUAUGUUUAACUGAUGUUAGAAAGACAUAGCGAAAUAAACAUUAGACAUGCUCUUUUCCUUUUUAAUUGCUCUAUUUCUUUAGCAUAUAGGUGCCAAAAGCAAAUAUCCAUAGGCUACAUUUCUUAAGGUAAUAAUAGCUCAGAAUAAUACUUUUAAUUCAAUAAGAUUAAUAGUAUCAUGAAUAAGAUUCUAUUAAAACGUUCCAUAGGUCCAGUGGUCCUCUUACAUAAACCAGAUUUGGGCGAGAGAGCUGAAAUGGGAUAUGCUUGCCUUACAUUGUGUGGUUUCUUAACUUGGGUCAAAUACUCUGGAAGUGACUGAAUUAAAAACAAACACCUAGUAAAUGUUAAUUUAUUAUUUUAAGUGAAUUUAUGAAUUGAUUUGCUAAAUUUGUUUAUAAAUCUCUUUCCCUUGAGACACUUUUUCUGGGCCCAUGAAAAAUAAUCCCUAAGUUUAUAUAAUUUAGUCCUCCAAAUUCCCAGCACUAGAUGUUAUAAAUAUGAAAUACUGUGUUUCUCCGAAAAUAAGACUGCGUCUUAUAUUAAUUUUUGCUCCAAAGGACACAUUGGGGCUUAUGUUCGGGGAAUGUCAUCCUGAAAAAUUAUGUUAGGGCUUAUUUUCCAGUUAGGUCUUAUUUUCGGGGAAACACGGUAGUGAAAACACACUCAUUUCAAAAUGGCUCUGGAUUGGGGGAUUUGAUAACUUAGCCAGUGUUUUCAGAAACAAAAGUGGAGAGGUAAGAAGUCUUGCUCACUUUUGCUGGUGUGCCUUACCACUCAAGCUGUCUUUGUAGCACUGACUUUGUUGUAACUGCACAAAACAUUCACUUUACUGGUGGGGCUCAAAUGCUUCCAUAUUUCUAUCUGUGUAUUCAUACAUCUGCCCAGAAAACAAAAUACACUGCCUGAUCAUUUGUUUUUUAACUGAGAUUUUGGAGACUGUUUACUCUCAGUU